Molecule: messenger RNA, 838 nt
Organism: Rhagoletis zephyria (snowberry fruit fly)
Lineage: Eukaryota; Metazoa; Arthropoda; Insecta; Diptera; Tephritidae
Source: RefSeq, a predicted model, not a curated record
UUACGGCAUCUCCGGUUCGACGAACGUCCAAGGAGAAGAGGUGAAGAAGCUGGACGUGCUGGCGAAUGAUCUGUUCAUCAACAUGCUCAAGUCGUCGUACACGACGUGCCUGCUCGUCUCCGAGGAGAACGAUACCGUCAUUGAGGUGGAGACGGAGAAGCAGGGCAAGUACAUCGUCUGCUUUGAUCCGCUCGAUGGCUCUUCAAACAUUGACUGUCUCGUCUCCAUUGGUUCCAUCUUCAGCAUCUACAAGAAGGACAGCACCAGCAAGCCAGACGUGAGUGAUGCCCUCAAACCGGGCAGGGAAAUAGUGGCCGCUGGUUAUGCCCUGUACGGCAGUGCCACCAUGGUCGUCAUCUCCAUCGGAGCAGGUCCGGUCAAUGGAUUCAUGCUCGAUCCGGCAAUUGGCGAGUUUAUUCUCACAGACCCUGACAUGAAAAUCAAACCUCGCGGUAAGAUCUACAGCAUCAACGAGGGUUACGAGAGUCAGUGGGACGAGGCGGUGAAGAAGUACGUCCAGUCGAAGAAGUUUCCCCAAAACGGAAAGGCAUAUGGCGCUCGCUACGUUGGAUCCAUGGUCGCCGACGUGCAUCGAACUCUUAAGUACGGUGGCAUCUUCAUGUACCCCGCGACGAAGGAUGCGCCCAGAGGCAAGCUGCGUCUGCUGUACGAAGGCAAUCCAAUGGCGUACAUCAUCGAGAAGGCGGGCGGCCUUGCGAGCACCGGGAAGAUGGCCAUACUAGACGUACAGCCACAGCAGAUUCACGAACGAGUGCCGGUCUUCAUGGGGUCCAGUGAAGACGUCCAGGAGCUGCUUGCCUUUCACCAACAGAACUGA